CAGAAGAGGUCUCUGCUCAGAGAGCAAGAGCAAGAGAGAGAGCGAGAGAGAGAGAGACGUGGAUCCAAGUGUGCCUGUGAACUCCCAUCUACAUCCCACCAUGAACACAGUUCCUACUGCCAUCCUACUUCUCUUUGCCAUCGCUGCUGCUCUGUGGAGCGUUUCUCAAGCUGGUGAUGAUGGCAAGAGCUUGAUGGACUGUUGCCUUGAGACAAGCCCAAAGGAAAUUCCAAUGCGCAUUGUGAAGUCCUACAAGGUGCAGGAACCCGGGAAAGGGUGCAACAUCCCUGCUGUCCUGUUCCUGACCAAGGGGAAGAGAGUCCUCUGUGCCCCUCCCGAGGAAAUGUGGGUGAUUAAACUGAGGAAGGCAAUCAACAAGAAAAACAAGAGAAAGGGUACGAGGAAACCAAAGCGCAAGAACCAGAAGAACUGAGGAUAGACCACGGCCAAGGAACCUUCCGGAUCCUUCCUUCCGUUAACCCAUGCUUCUACCAAAGUUGCCAAUGUAAUUGAGAAUGCAAAUGUGACCUCCUCUCCGAUAUCCCCCAACUCUCAAAGAACCCUCCCUCCCUCUGGCCUGACCUGGGACAGAAAGUCACCCGGGGUCCCUGUGAGGUUGGUCCAGAGCACACACACCCAACGCUCACCCCGCUCUCAACUGGCACAGAAUUAGAAACCGUACCAGUGGGUCCAACAGAUGUUUAGGAUGGGAAAUGGGAUAGAACACCACACUGACGUGGUAGGUACACAGCCAAGUGUCACCAGUGUAGAGGGAGCUUCACUCUGUGUCUGACCCUGGGAGUGUGUGAUGGGACAGUGUAGAGGGAGCUUCACUCUGUGUCUGACCCUGGGAGAGUGUGAUGGAAUGGUGUAGAGGGAGCUUCACCCUAACCCAUGCUGUGCCUUCCCUGACAGAAUGUGAAGGGAUAGUGCGGAGGGAGCUUUGCUCUACCUAACCCGGACUGUCCUUGUAGUAUCUCCCAUCCUUCACAGUUUACUAAUUGCCACUUGACUUUACACUGCGGGUACCUGUGGUCAGUGACAGGGACCAGUGGAGGCUAACCCCUCCUCCUCCCCUGCCACCCUCAACCCCUCCGGAAAGGGUCCCAGACUUGGACCCACCAACUGUGGGACAGGGUGAUGGUCCUGAUGAAAUGUGAAACCUGUCCCCUUCUUGGAUCACUGCAUUCUGGCUCCUGUCUCCAAAAUGUGAUGAUUUGAGAGAGACGGAGUGUUUGUUCCUGGGAAAAUGUGAAUACCGAUUGGUGAAUGUUCCUUUAAACGCUGUGACGGAGACACCGACUGGUGCUACUUGGUGGGGGAAGCAGAUGACACAAGGAUACCUCCUGGAGCAGCCAGUCACUGCUUUAUCUUACAGCAGCUGCCCCAGGAACUGUGCACCUGGUGAAAUGUUUCCCCCUUCCCCCUCAAGCGGGGGAGUUCUGUUGGUUAUGGGCCUGUUCUCUCACUUUCUCUGCAGGCCCUUUAGGGCUGUUUUCAGUUUUUAUAAUGCCUUGUUUCUAACGAUUUUGUCCCAGUGGACCAUGAUAAGCUGGUCAGUCAGACAGUUUCUUCGUCUGCGUUUUAUAUCAAGCUCUUGUAUAUUUUUGUUUUAAUUUUUUUUAAACUCUGAAUAUGGACCGUUUUAUAAUAAUAAACUUCCGUUAAAAUA
Messenger RNA from Pristis pectinata (smalltooth sawfish), 1672 nucleotides. RefSeq names its product C-C motif chemokine 21-like. The transcript has 4 exons. Gene Ontology annotation, cellular component: extracellular region. NCBI's taxonomy places the organism in Eukaryota, Metazoa, Chordata, Chondrichthyes, Rhinopristiformes, Pristidae. Gene Ontology annotation, molecular function: chemokine activity; CCR chemokine receptor binding. Gene Ontology annotation, biological process: cellular response to tumor necrosis factor; neutrophil chemotaxis; G protein-coupled receptor signaling pathway. The record is from RefSeq and is a predicted model, not a curated record. The coding region runs from base 101 to 433 and encodes 110 amino acids.